This is a messenger RNA of Alosa sapidissima (American shad), 856 nucleotides long. It is a transcript of the gene micos10, whose product is annotated as mitochondrial contact site and cristae organizing system subunit 10. Gene Ontology annotation, cellular component: mitochondrion; mitochondrial inner membrane; MICOS complex. The coding region runs from base 115 to 345 and encodes 76 amino acids. The record is from RefSeq and is a predicted model, not a curated record. NCBI's taxonomy places the organism in Eukaryota, Metazoa, Chordata, Actinopteri, Clupeiformes, Clupeidae. The transcript has 4 exons.
UGGCAGCAAUCUAUCGGUGUUAUUUCCAUCAUUUCUUCGGAGAAAUACAAUGAUGAUAAAACCUUGGUUGGCUAAACUGGGAUAGAGCUACUCCCUUUAGGCAGUGUUGCAAAUAUGUCUGAAAAAGAACUUGGACAAAAGUGGGAUCGCUGUCUCGCCGACUGUGCUGCUAAGAUUGGAGCUGGUCUUGGUUUAGGAAUCGUCUUUUCAGUUGUUUUCUUCAAACGUCGCACAUGGCCAAUUGCAUUUGGCACAGGAGCUGGCCUUGGCAUGUCCUAUUCAAACUGCCAGAAUGACUUGAGAUCACACUAUCUCCUUUACAACACCAUUCCGAAGAAGCAGUAGCAGUUGUUCCUCAAGGCGGUCUGCUAUGUAAUUUGUUUUUUGAUCUCAGAGGCUAAUUGUCAUGCUGUGUACUGAUCUGCCGUUCAACCCCUCCAUGUGCCUGAGCAAGACAGACAUUGUUUAUUUAAUACAAUGAUUUUUUUUCUUCUGAAAAACACAAGGACCACUGGACAUAUGCAAUGUUAUUUAGGUCAGAAAUGUAACCAAAACGAUGAACAUAUUGCCUGCUAUGGUUCCAGUUUUACCUGCCAAUAACAUCAUAACAGCUUGACCAGCUGUGAAUGCUAUUUUCUUUCUUCAUUUGACGAUACAUUGAGUGAGAACUUUGAGUAUGUGUGUGUGUCUGUUUGCAUAAUUGUACGACUAUAUUAAGUAAUUCCAAUUAUUCCAUCCUAUCGUCCUGCACUAGAAGAGAUGUUGAAGCUCUACACACUCCUCCAUUGAAUCUGUGGGGAAAGGAGGGAUCUAGAAUGCUAUAAUGUUUGUAAAUAAAGGCUCUAUUUCUCUCAAA